Molecule: messenger RNA, 1780 nt
Organism: Austrofundulus limnaeus
Lineage: Eukaryota; Metazoa; Chordata; Actinopteri; Cyprinodontiformes; Rivulidae
Product: mitochondrial coenzyme A transporter SLC25A42
Exons: 8
Coding region: 353-1339 (328 amino acids)
Biological process (GO): transmembrane transport
Cellular component (GO): mitochondrial inner membrane
Source: RefSeq, a predicted model, not a curated record
CUGUGUGCGGAGGCAGGCAGCAGCUCUGACCUGAAGUCUUAUCUCGCAGACAUUGUCUUGUAAACAAAUAUCAACACUUAUCUUUGGUAAACAUUUUCCAGGGACGUCAACAAGGCGAGAAGACGUGGUAAAAAACCUCACAUCAGGGCGUGUCGCGAGUUUAUAAGCGCGAGGGCCGAGCCCGUGCUCAACACUGUGUGUGUUUGUGGAAGAAGCAAAGACUGCUGACUGGAUUCACGCCUCGACUGUUUUUGUAAACUGGAGUCCGUUUAARCACCAGCGAAGAGCGGUGUUGUCCUGGAUGAGUGAAGCCAUCCAGUGUCUGACGGUUUUGUGAGAGGGAGAGGCAGGCAUGGCCCACCGUGUGCUCGACCACCAGGGCCGUCUGCCCAUGGCCCAGACCACCGUGCUGACCCUGCCACCGUCCAGGCAAACAAAGGAGCUGAGGCCCAGAUUGACAGCCCUGGAGUCUCUGCUGUGUGGUGCRUUUGCUGGCGCCGUGGCCAAAACGGUCAUCGCACCUCUGGACCGGACCAAGAUCAUUUUUCAAGUGUCCUCACAAAGGUUUUCAGCAAAGGAGGCCUUCAGGUUCAUCUACUGUAGCUACAUGAAGGAUGGGCUGCUCAGUCUGUGGAGGGGGAACUCUGCCACCAUGGUGCGGGUCAUGCCCUACGCUGCCAUCCAGUUUUGUUCACAUGAACAGUACAAAAAACUGCUGGGGGGCCACUACGGCUUCCAGGGCAAAGCUCUGCCUCCUUUCCCUCGUUUCCUGGCGGGUUCUCUGGCCGGUACGACUGCUGCCAUGCUAACCUACCCACUGGACAUGGUGCGAGCCAGAAUGGCCGUCACUGCCAGAGAAAUGUACAGUAAUAUCAUGCACGUUUUUGUGCGCAUCUCCCAGGAGGAAGGCAUACGGGCCCUUUACAACGGCUUCUCCCCAACCAUCCUGGGUGUCAUCCCGUAUGCAGGGAUCACAUUUUUCACUUAUGAGACCCUCAAAAAGUUACAUGCAGAAAAAACAAAGCGAUCUCAGCCUUAUCCCUACGAGCGCCUGGCAUUCGGCGCCUGCGCGGGCCUGAUCGGACAGUCGGCYUCGUACCCGCUGGACGUGGUGCGGCGGCGCAUGCAGACAGCUGGCGUGACGGGCUCGUCCUACCGCACGAUUCUGGGGACGAUGUGCGAGAUCGUGCGACAGGAAGGAGUCAGACGUGGACUGUACAAAGGCCUGAGCAUGAACUGGGUGAAAGGGCCCGUYGCAGUGGGGAUUAGCUUCACCACGUUUGACGUCACGCACGGCCUGCUGCUCAGGCUGCAUCAGACGGGCUACUUCAUUCACUGAAUCACGCGGGAGCUGGAGAGCUGGCAACAGAGAGGUGGGAAAGAGUUCCCAGAAUGAAGUCCGUCUCAGUGGGGGGUGRCCGGUCCCUGCUCCACGCUGGACCGUCCUGCGGUACGCUCCUUUAUCCUUCAGAUUGGACGAUGAAUGGACACGAGAUCUGUUUUGCAUAAAGACGUUACAUCAAACUUUGCAAAAGGCAAAUCAUUCGCAAUCAGAGAACAUGAGGAUACAAAAAGAUGGAGAUUAAAAAUAGUUUGGAAAAUCAUCYAGAUGAUAGAUGACAGAAGGACAGACAGCUUUGUUAUUGAUGUGCUGAUCAGUGUUCUAACGCUUGCACUUUAUCACAUAUUUUCAUAACAGAAUCCUGUAUCAACACAGUGACUUUAAUGAUUUUGUUUGUUCGUUUUAAAAAUAAAUGUACUUUAACAGUUGUGUUUUUAA